GUUUUUCGUCAAGUGGGAAGUUUCAAUUUCAGGGAGGAACUCGGAAAAAUCACUACCGUGCACGAAGGUUUUCGUAAAAAGCGAACCGCGUAUAGAUAUUAUGAUACUUGGACGGACAACACAAUGAACUACGAACUUGAUGAGGAACUGGAUGAAGAAUAUCGUGAGACUAUCAGGAAAGCAAUGGCCUACAUAAGUGCUCGCACGUGCAUUAACUUUCGUGAAGAUCCAUAUGCUAAAGCCCGUGUUUACAUCACCAUAAGAGGCGAAUGUUCGACUGAUCCUGGCAUGUCAGGAAACAAACAAGAAAUGUGGCUGGGAGGGGGUUGCUAUUAUUUGGCAGGCGUGAUGCAUGAAAUUUUCCAUGCUCUUGGUAUAGCACACAUGCACGAACGUCCUGAUCGAGACAAGUACAUUAAUGUCGACUAUUCGUCAGUAUUGGAUGGCUUCUAUAUCCACCACACAAAGUUUCAGCCGGAUCAAGUUAUCAGCUACACACCCUAUGAGUACGGAAGUAUUAUGCACUAUUCAGCUCAAUUGUGUACCGAGGAGGGUAGUGCAAUAACGCCUGUCGAUGAGAGGUACCUGUGGACGAUUGGCUCGAGAAUUCCUUCUUUUUAUGACAUCAUGACGGUCAACAAACAUUACAACUGCGACGUGUCAAUCUUCCGAAAGGAUAACAUGUGCAAAUGGAGGAGUACCGAAUCCCAGGAAUUGCGAUGUUUGCCUUUGCCCACACGGUUAUGGUGGCAGGUUUCUGCGAUGACAAGGCCGGCUGGGUGCGGUAAAACUCUCAGAGCGUCUCGUCAAUGGAGGACGAUAGAAUUCAUCGUUGGCGAUACCAUUGUGGAUGGAGUUCCAGAAUAUAAAAUGUGCAAUCACUGGAUA
Molecule: messenger RNA, 888 nt
Organism: Ostertagia ostertagi
Lineage: Eukaryota; Metazoa; Nematoda; Chromadorea; Rhabditida; Trichostrongylidae
Source: the annotation of a GenBank genome assembly